AUGCCCGACAUCAACUCCAUUCCAGCGUCGCCAUCCACGACGCGCCGCCCGUCGGCCAACCUCUCGUCACAAGCACAGCCAGGAGCCGCUCCGCCUCCGCCCUCCUCCGCCCCGGCACUGAACAUCCUCCCCUCGAACCAGCAGUCCUAUCACCAGAGUGUCGCCGCCUCUCUUCCUUCCCCGUCGUUGCCAUCCGCGCCCGCCCCAGCAAGCAUGCCGCCGCCGCCGCCGCCCGCUCCCGGCCAUGACAACACGGGCGUCGGAGCCGGCCCCGGCCCUAUAAGGCAUCCGCGCCCCUUGACCGCUGCCGAGCUGCACCAUCAGCUAGAGGCCGAGCAGGAGUUGCUGGUAAACCGACUUACACGCGAUCUGCAAACACUCCGCGCUGCCCACAACUCGUCCGCUGCAUCCAACGGCUCUUCGGCGUCUGCCUCGACAUCCGCAGACCAGCAGUCGUCCUUCGUAGAUACACACCUGCUCUCCGGCCCGGGCUUCCCUCUGCCCAGCACAAGUGCCGACCGUCGACACCACCGAACCAGUUCGAGCACCAGUGCGAGGAGUUUCAGCCAGGCCGCCACCGCAGGCUCAACACCUUCCGCCAUCGCCACCAACCACCCACCGUCAGGAAAUGCUGGGUCGGUAUUGGAGGCCGCACGUAAUCCUCGAGGCAGCAUGUCCAUGUCACGACAGAAUAGCACCACUUCUCACCGCAGCGCCAGCAGGUCUCGAAACCGCUCGCCGCACCCUACCGGUUCUGGUUCAUACUCCCAGUCUCAUGGCUUUCCCUACGCGGAACAUGGCUCCGGUCCUGGCUACUUCCCCCGCAGCCAUCCCACCUCGACUCCCCACAGUACGGCUGCCACACCGGGCUCAGAACUUUCUCCUGGUCUGAUGCCUGCAACGUUGAGAUACGAGGAAACCGCAUAUUAUCGUCAGGAGCUCGACACUGCCAAGAGGGAAAAUGACGCCCUCAAGCGACGCAUCAAGGAGCUGGAGAAGAUGGUACGGGAGAGGCGCGAGAGCGAUGCCUCACAGCGAAGCACCGGUGGCGCCAGGAUCCGAAGCGAGAGCGUAAGCACGACGGCCAGUGUGAGCGUCAGCGGCGCUGCCGGCGUCGGGGGCGGUGGCACCGGCAUAGCCGGCGGCCGAAGAGAACCCAGUGGCAGGGCGGGCGCCGGCAUGGAGCGCGCGUUCAGUACGCUCAGUGUCGCAGGCAGCGUGGGUGUUGGUGUGCCCGAAGAAGAGUUGCAGGUCGGAGAGAGUGCUGCCAGUGCCGGGUUGGGGGCUCCAGAGGGCAAAUGA
Molecule: messenger RNA, 1302 nt
Organism: Neoarthrinium moseri
Lineage: Eukaryota; Fungi; Ascomycota; Sordariomycetes; Amphisphaeriales; Apiosporaceae
Exons: 2
Coding region: 1-1302 (433 amino acids)
Source: RefSeq, a predicted model, not a curated record